Molecule: messenger RNA, 740 nt
Organism: Paramisgurnus dabryanus
Lineage: Eukaryota; Metazoa; Chordata; Actinopteri; Cypriniformes; Cobitidae
Source: RefSeq, a predicted model, not a curated record
AUGGGAAACGCCAAAAGCAGCGCUAUGUCCAAGGCGAUUUUGGAGGACCUGAAACUUAACACCAGAUUUUCAGAAGAAGAGCUGUCACAGUGGUACGAGAAUUUUCAGAAGCAGUGCCCAUCCGGCCGAAUCACGCCUGCCGAGUUUACAAAGAUCUACGAGCGGUUCUUCCCAGACAGUGACACCGCGUGUUACGCCCAGCAUGUCUUCCGCUCAUUUGAUACAAACGAUGAUGGGACACUGGAUUUCAAGGAAUACAUCAUUGCUCUUCAUAUGACGUCAACUGGAAAAACGGAGCGUAAACUGGAGUGGGCCUUCUCACUCUUUGAUGUUGACAAGAAUGGCUACAUCACCAAGGCAGAAGUGAAGGAAAUAUGCCAGGCCAUCUUUAAGCUGAUCCCCAAAGAAGAACAAGAGAAUCUUCCAGAUGAUGAAAACACUCCAGAAAAAAGAGCAAACAAACUGUGGUCUUUCUUCGAUAAGAAAGAUAAUGAACGGCUGGCUGAGGGGGAGUUUAUUCAGGGCAUUCUCGACAAUGAGGAUGCUCUUCACUUCAUUCAGUAUGAGCCCCCAAAGUAAGAUAAAUAAAGACAAUCAAAUUAUAUUUUCGCUUUCAUGCCACUUCCUCUGCCCAUGUGCUUUUCUUUCAUUUUUCAUUUUGUUUUGUUGUAACUUUCAUCCUUUUAAUCUGUUUCUAUUCUUGCAUCAGUGCUACAAUCUCUUUGUAAAUAUCACCCAAA